CACGCACGCAUCCACGAAGGGCCUAGGUCGAUUGCAGCAAUAUGGAGAGAUAUCAGAAAUUGGAAAAAGUCGGCGAAGGCACCUACGGCGUCGUCUACAAGGCACUGGACUUGCACAACAACAAUCAAAUUGUUGCUCUCAAGAAAAUCAGGCUCGAGGAUGAAGCAGAAGGCGUGCCGUCAACCGCCAUCAGGGAGAUUUCCCUCUUGAAAGAAGUCAAUGAUGGCAAGAACAAGUCCAACUGCGUCAAACUGCUGGAUAUCGUCCAUGCAGAGUCAAAACUCUACCUCGUCUUUGAAUUUCUCGAUAUGGAUCUCAAAAAGUACAUGGACAAACUCCCUGCAGAAGGCGAUGGCUCUCUCCUGGACCCUGCCCUCGUCAAGAAAUUUGCCCUCCAGCUCGUUCAGGGCGUCCACUACUGUCACGCUCAUCGCAUCAUUCAUCGAGACUUGAAACCACAAAAUCUCCUCAUCAACAAGGAAGGAAACCUCAAACUUGCUGAUUUCGGACUUGCUCGAGCAUUUGGUGUGCCACUGCGCAAUUAUACCCAUGAGAUUGUCACGCUCUGGUAUCGUGCGCCUGAAGUGUUGUUGGGCUCACGGCACUACUCAACCGGUGUGGAUAUGUGGUCUGUGGGAUGUAUCUUUGCUGAAAUGGCACUUCGCAAACCACUCUUCCCGGGAGACUCUGAGAUUGAUGAGAUUUUCAGAAUCUUUAGGACAUUGGGCACACCGGAUGAAGAUACGUGGCCUGGUGUGACGGGGUUACCUGACUACAAAGCAACAUUCCCACAAUGGCGGCGUAAAUCGCUUGAACAGAUGAUUCCUAUGCUGGACGUCGAUGGUCAUGACAUGCUGGAAGCAUUGCUGGUGUAUAACCCGUCUGACCGUAUGUCAGCCAAGCGAUGCCUGGAGAUGUCGUACUUUGCUCGGGAUGAGGAGGACGACUGGUGAGCAUGCUUGCUUUUGUUGUUUGUUGUUUUUGUUUUUGCUCCAGAUUAUGCACACUGGAUGCCUUCUGUAGAUGAACAUGCGGCUC
This is a messenger RNA of Protomyces lactucae-debilis, 1038 nucleotides long. Its product is annotated as cyclin-dependent protein kinase Cdk1/Cdc2. Gene Ontology annotation, cellular component: cytoplasm; cyclin-dependent protein kinase holoenzyme complex; nucleus. The transcript is spliced from 4 exons. The record is from RefSeq and is a predicted model, not a curated record. Gene Ontology annotation, biological process: regulation of gene expression; protein phosphorylation; G1/S transition of mitotic cell cycle. Bases 42 to 953 code for a protein of 303 amino acids. Lineage: Eukaryota; Fungi; Ascomycota; Taphrinomycetes; Taphrinales; Protomycetaceae. Gene Ontology annotation, molecular function: ATP binding; cyclin binding; cyclin-dependent protein serine/threonine kinase activity.